Messenger RNA from Drosophila subobscura, 2798 nucleotides. It is a transcript of the gene stw, whose product is annotated as laccase-2. Gene Ontology annotation, molecular function: oxidoreductase activity; copper ion binding. The coding region runs from base 257 to 2602 and encodes 781 amino acids. Gene Ontology annotation, cellular component: plasma membrane. Gene Ontology annotation, biological process: iron ion transport. The transcript has 8 exons. Lineage: Eukaryota; Metazoa; Arthropoda; Insecta; Diptera; Drosophilidae. The record is from RefSeq and is a predicted model, not a curated record.
UUCGGAGCUACUGCUUCAGUUUGGUGGUUAAUCGCGUUGUGCGUACUUCGUAACGUGGUACUCGACUCAGCUGGAGUAUCUUUCACUUAGUAUAUAAGGAAAAAUCUUGUCUCAUUGUUAACUGCGCCUGCUUCCUGCUUCACAUAAAAGAUACUAGGAAAAAAUUGUGUUAUUGGGACGUGGCUAAAACUCCAAGUGAAAGAAAGAAAUAAUAAUUGCAUACUUUGUUUUGAAAAUUUAACCCAUACCGCUGAAGAUGAAGCGCAAAGGAUUUAAGCAGGUUAUUACUCUUUUCUCGUUAAUGACCAUAUAUUUGGAUUUUCCUGAUGUUGAGGCGGUGCGCGUCGCCAGUUUGCAGCCAAAGCAACGUGUUAAAGACAAUCAAUCGGACCUCACGCCUUCCGGCUCUUACUGGCAGCAGCACGUGGCCACACCCAGCAGCUCGACCCCCUUCGAAUCGCCCUUCUAUUCGGCCACACAUGGCCUCGUACAGACCCACCCCUCUUUAAGUGGGGGUCAUCCACGCCCUGUACCUCUGAGUAGCAAUAGUUUGGGGUCUGGAGUGCCUGUGUCAGGGGCUACCAGCGGGAACCCAUCCCUGACCGCUGGCAGUGGCUAUCUCAACUCCCGCGGAAGUCUGCCGAGCUCCGCACGUUAUCCAGUCAACAAAAUCACCGGAACCGUAGUUGAGCCCAAUCCAAAGUCUCCAUUUCGUCACUUAGAUUUCUCUACAAGUGCGACUGCGGAACUACGACGCAAUCCUGCCCUUUCUGCGCCAGACGAAUGUGCUCGGGCUUGCCGAGAAGGAGAGCCGCCAAGAAUAUGCUACUAUCACUUUACACUGGAAUACUACACCGUCCUGGGCGCCGCUUGCCAGGUAUGCACGCCAAAUGCAACGAACACUGUUUGGAGUCACUGCCAAUGUGUCUUAGCUGAUGGCGUUGAGCGUGGAAUACUUACAGCGAAUCGCAUGAUACCUGGACCCAGCAUUCAGGUGUGCGAAAACGAUAAGGUUGUUAUUGACGUGGAGAACCAUAUGGAGGGAAUGGAAGUGACCAUCCAUUGGCACGGUAUAUGGCAACGUGGUUCGCAAUACUAUGAUGGUGUACCGUUCGUCACCCAGUGUCCCAUUCAGCAAGGUAAUACUUUCCGUUAUCAGUGGACAGGAAAUGCUGGCACACACUUCUGGCACGCCCACACAGGUCUUCAGAAACUGGAUGGACUUUACGGUAGCGUUGUUGUCCGUCAGCCCCCCUCUAGAGACCCGAACUCGCAUCUAUAUGAUUUCGAUUUGACCACUCAUAUAAUGCUUAUAAGCGACUGGUUGCAUGAGGAUGCUGCAGAACGCUAUCCUGGCCGUCUGGCCGUCAACACAGGUCAAGAUCCUGAAUCAAUGCUGAUUAAUGGCAAGGGCCAGUUCCGCGACCCCAACACUGGUUUCAUGACCAAUACACCGCUCGAAAUAUUUACGAUUACACCCGGCCGUCGUUACCGUUUCCGUAUGAUUAAUGCGUUUGCCUCUGUCUGUCCGGCCCAAGUGACGAUAGAGGGUCAUGGUAUGACUGUUAUUGCGACUGAUGGUGAGCCUGUUCAUCCUGUUGAUGUCAACACAAUCAUUUCCUUCUCAGGCGAGCGAUACGAUUUCGUUAUCACUGCGGAUCAGCCCGUAGGAGCAUAUUGGAUACAAUUACGUGGCCUUGGUGAGUGCGGCAUUCGUCGUGCUCAACAGCUUGCAAUUCUACGAUACGCCCGUGGUCCAUAUCAGCCUGCGUCGGCUCCCCCAACAUACGAUGUAGGAAUACCUCAGGGUGUGGUCAUGAAUCCCCUGGAUGCUCAAUGCAACCGUCAACGGAACGAUGCCAUAUGCGUGAGUCAAUUGAAAAACGCUCUUGAAAUAGAUCGCGGAAUUUUGGCAGAGAAGCCAGACGUGAAGAUUUUCCUGCCGUUCCGAUUCUUUGUAUACCGUGCAGAGGAUCUUUUCCAGCCAAACACAUAUAACAGAUUUCUGGUGGCACCCACGGGAGAUCAUGUUAUUUCGCUUAUCGACGAAAUAUCCUAUCUUUCUGCACCAGCGCCACUCACAUCGCAGUACAGUGACAUUAACCCCGAACAAUUCUGCAACGGCGACAAUCGACCAGCCGACUGUGGACCGAAUUGCAUGUGCACUCAUAAGAUCGAUAUACCUCUUAAUGCUAUUGUGGAAGUUGUUUUGGUGGACGAAGUGCAACAACCAAACCUGUCCCAUCCAUUCCAUUUGCACGGGUACGGGUUCAGUGUUAUUGGUAUUGGCCGAUCGCCUGAUUCAUCAGUAAAGAAAAUUAAUCUAAAGCAUGCUUUAGACUUAGACAGACGGGGACUUUUGCACAGACAGUAUAAUUUGCCACCGACUAAGGAUACGAUUGCGGUGCCAAACAAUGGCUAUGUCGUGCUCCGCUUCAGGGCCGAUAAUCCCGGCUUCUGGCUUUUUCACUGUCAUUUUCUAUUCCACAUCGUUAUUGGUAUGAAUUUAAUUUUGCAGGUCGGCACUAACGCUGACCUGCCACCCGUGCCUCCAGGUUUUCCAACAUGUGGCGAUCACACUCCACCCAUACCCAUAAAUUAGGCAAUGGCAAUGCCAGCAAUGGAAAUGCCAGUAGCACACAAACAGACCAAGUUUAAUACGGAUGCUCAUCAAUUGAAACACGACUUAAAAAAUGAUGCAUUUAAACUUAAAGAAAAGACGACACCUACUGAUUGUAGUGUGUAGACAAUUUCCGUAUAUAUGUAUUUGUACGUGUAUAUGAAUGUACAUAGAUGCA